AUGAGAACGAUUGAGUGUGGACCAGCUUGGUUCGAAACCGGCAUUGUCGGGGUGCUGGCGGGUGCCACGGUAGGACAAGCUUCAAGUUCGCAGGCGGGCCCGACAAUUGCUUUCAGCCCGUGGUCUCGGGAUAUUUGGUUGCGUAGUGUUGGUAAGGAGGUUUUUCCCUUCAUGAGGAAGAACGAGAACAGGCCGAAGAAAGUUCUCGAGUGGUUUCAACAUUGCUGCACUCCACAAGAUGUUCCCGCAGGUCCCUGGGCCGGUGGACCUUUCCUGACCCGGCGACUGUUGGAGGAGUAUGAACAGCGACAGGCAGGUCUGCCGGCGAUGCAAUGGCUGCAUCGUGGCGUUCCGGAGGGCCUGUCACAUGGGGAUCAUGCACGCGACAUGUUUUAUAAGCUAUUUUGCCGGAGCCAGUUACAAUUUAUCCACGCUCACUUCAGAGACUAUUCGUUUCAAUCCAGUAAAGUUUCUGAUUUGUUUCCGGAGGGGAUUGACUGUGGAGGUCGUCGCAGCAGGUCGGCUCCUGGCAUCGUCCAUAGUGCCUACUGCGUUGCGAGCCGAAAACAUCUGUCGCCCGAGCAAUCCCUGCGGAAUCUCGCAGUUAUGGCCCGCUGGUAUCCGUUAGCCGCGUUUGAGAGCGCUCGGGCGGCUGACCUUCUGCAACAGGGGUCGCUGUUCACAAUUGAUGGAUACAUUCCUGAUAUCUCAGUCCGUGGGAAACGGCUUCAGCAAGUGGCAACGCUGUGGCUUGGUGGAGACCCCCAGGCGCAACCAGACACGGUGACAGAGAGUGUGUCGGCUGAUUUAGCGGAGUGCUUACAAUACAUUGGCAAGCUCACCAACGACAAGCUACUCGGAGAAACGCAUAGUGGCCACCCCUACUCCAUGCAUCACAAUGACGUGGAUACUAUCAAAGCACGCUACAAGGAACUCAUUCAGACGACCCGGCUGUUCGGGGGCCAAAGCCGAUGUGAGCUGCUGGAUGACCGUUACAGCAAUGCGUACGGGUGCUGGAGGGGCAAGGAGCAAGUGCUAUCUGCUUAUUUCCCUGCGUCUGGAACUUCAGCUAGGGAGGCUUGGUCUGGAGGAGUAGUUCCUGAAUUCCCAGUGGUCCACGAUGUUAAAAUCAAUAGCAUAGCUGAUUACCAAAACUACGAACUGCGCCAAUGGGCGUGGAUGGAGGAGCUACUGGUUCGCACUGUGGCAGACAAGCUCAUCUCUGUUCGUGUCGCCAGCACUGGUGAAACCCGUGAAGACAUUGCCGCCGCCAUACAGGGACCCCAGCCAUUUACUGUUGCUAUCUCCACGGAAGAGUUGGCCAGAAUUUAUUUUGCCGCUACUCGCGAGGUGGUAAAGCAAGCGACUGAAGAACAAGCUGAUGAUUAUGCCAGCAGGGUGGGUCUGGCUCUCAUCACUACCGCGUACGAUCUGUCCAAAGUCAUGAAUGCCGCCUGA
Molecule: messenger RNA, 1458 nt
Organism: Gregarina niphandrodes
Lineage: Eukaryota; Apicomplexa; Conoidasida; Eugregarinorida; Gregarinidae
Exons: 1
Coding region: 1-1458 (485 amino acids)
Source: RefSeq, a predicted model, not a curated record